CAUUAUUGUAUUUAUUAAUACUUGUUUUCAAUGCAGCCAUAUUCCUGUUAUAUGGAAGUCAAAGUUCCAGUACAAUCCAUACGGUAACGUUAGAUGCUUAUUUUAUAGAUAACAUUAGCUAACGGGCUAAGCUAGCAAGAAACUUCAACACGCGUGAAGGAUGCCUGGCAAGGAGUUUUAGAACGUAUACCUUGCGUUGCUUUAGCAGUCGUUGAACAUCUUAUUUGGGAAAUGCAAACACAGCUCAGAUUAAGUGAGAAUUUUUUUUUCUUUACUUCACUGUAUCCUUACUACCAUUAGUAGAUCAAUUGCGGGAAAGGUUUUUAUCGAGCUUGUUAAAUGCAAUGAAGCUAAACGGCCCAGCCGAAGAUGUCGUAGAUGCUUGAUUGACAGUAACAGUGUCCAAUGAAACAUCUGAAUCAAAAUCUUUCAUCAUUUUAUGACCAAUCAGGUCAUUUGAUUUCAGCGGCCGCGGUCAUGAGCGUACAGACUACUAUUGUUCCUUUUGUAACUGAGUUUGUUUCACAUCAGAAAUACAUUUCAUGCUGUUUAUUAAACUUAUAGACAGAAAAUAAUAACAAAUUAUUUGGGGAAAGAAGCCCGCGAGUCAUGUCCAGGUUGCCUACGGUGCAUGCAUAUUGUCCCCUAAAAUGUCAAAAGUCGCUUAUCAAUAAAAUAAAAUAGCAAUUUUAAUCUAAGAAGUAACCAAGGGACGUAUUUAAAUGCACAUAUAGUGUGUUGCACAUCAGAUGUCUGUUGUCUGAAAAAGUUAAACCCGCGAGCGCGCCAUUUGACAGCUGUCAGGCCUCUGUCAUAGAUUGGGUAAGUUCGUUUAUACCGGUGGUGCACCCGGUGGGCGGAGCAUUCUAAUAGAAAAAAUGUGGUGAAUAAAAACAAAGCAUCUAUUCUGUGUGGACAAAAUGCACCUACAUUGUAGAAUUUUGUUUAAUAAGCAUCUUGUCUAAAAAAAACAUUUUUUUUUCCCCCGACACCCCCAACAAGGAGGUAAGCAAGUCGCCAGGAUGACUAACAGUCCCCCCCAAAGACGAGGGAUCCAGUUUGAGGUGGGGGCUCAGCUAGAGGCUCGUGACAGCCAGAAAAAUUGGUACUGUGCCACUAUCGAGAAGAUUGACUUGGAGCAGGAGAAAGUGCUGAUCCACUACCGCCAGUGGAGCCAUCGCUAUGACGAGUGGUUUGACUGGAACUCCGCCUGCCUGCGGCCGUUGGAGCGCGUCCAGCUGAGGAGGGAGGGGCUUCAGGAGCCCCGCCCCACGCCGAUGUUCCGGGUGAACGAGCGUGUGCAGGCGUGCUGGUCUGACUGUCGCUUUUACCCAGCCAGGAUCCUGCAGGUCAACCAAGAUGAUACCUACACGGUGAAGUUCAAUGAUGGAGUGGUGAAGAAAGUGAAGGCAACCAAAGUGAAGUCAUCUAAGAAAGAGACUGGAAGAGCCAGCCAGAGAGCCCGAAAUCUGGAGAAGAACCAAUCAGACCAGACAGAGACUCGCCCAGCAGGGGGCGACGCAUCCGAGCAGAAUGGAGCGAGUGAGGAGAAGGUGGAGGUGGAGAAGAGAGGUGAAGAAGACAUGCACAGAAAGCCGGAGGAGGAAGUUGCAGGAAACACGCCACCGGCCAAGCCUACGCAGCCUGCAGGGUCCCAGCAAAGCAGAACGGAGCCCAGGAAGAGGAGGAGGGGCUCCUCAUCACUCCUCUACAGCACCAAGAGGAAGAGGCCAGGCAGCAGUCGAGGCAGAAGCAGUGGAUCCCAAACUCAGCAGGUUAGAUCGGAGGCCGUCCCAGGAACUUCAGUGUUAAGCGCCUCUCAGACAGACAUCCAGGUCUCUGUUGAAGCCUCGCCAGACACAGAGACUGUACUGAAGCGCCAAGUCCACCUGCCAACCACACACAAGUACAGCAGAGAACCCCUGUACAGAGUGAUUAAAAACCAGCCACCUCCCAUCCUGUCCAUUGAGCUGGACCACAACCCCUUCAAGUGUCAGGCACCGGGCUGCACCAAGUCCUUCAGAAAGGCGUCCCUGCUGCACUACCACGUCAAGUAUUAUCAUGAAGACGACCAGCCGGCCGGUGGGCUGCAGGCGGCCGGCCAGGACACUCCCACGAGGACGCACGCCCUGUUGGAGGGGAGGGGCUUCCUGAGCGAGAGGCGGAAGGAGAACCAGCAGAACAACAACCACCCGCACGACGACAGAGAGUUGAGCACCACGGAACCAGGUUUGAAGGUCAAACAGAAGAGAGAUAGAAACUUCCUCCGUGUCGUGCUGAGGAAGAAGAAGAAAAAGAGGUCCAAGUCAGAAAAUUCCCGCAGUGAAAACCAAGGCUCCACUCUAUCCUCUCCCCAGCCCUGCCUCUCACACACACCUUCACCUCUGACCUCCAGGUUGAAACACGAUGCCUACCUUGAUGAGGAAGACAGUGAUUGUUCAACAGUCAGCGCUGAGUGGAGCGAGGAGGAGCUGGAUGUGACCACACCUGUGUCUCAGCAGAGUGUCACCACGGCAACACACGACUGUGACAUGGUGCGCUGUGUGUGUGAGGUCGAAGAAGAGAACGACUUCAUGAUUCAGUGUGACCAGUGUUUGUGCUGGCAGCAUGGCACGUGCAUGGGCCUGUUUGAGGACAACGUCCCUGAGAUAUACAUUUGCUAUGCUUGCAGAGAGAUGGCAGGGCAACGUCAGAGCCACCGGUACCUGUACGACAGCGACUGGCUGAGCAGUGGCUGCAUGUUCGGCCUGUCGUCUGUGGAGGAGAACUACUCCCAACACAACGCCAGCAAGAUGGCGGCCACCCACCAGCUGCUCGGAGACCUGCAGCAGCUCUUCCUCCUUUUCCACGGCCUGCAGCUCAAGAUCAGCGUCCUCCAAACAGACUCCCAUCCCGACCUGAGGCUGUGGCAGCAGCCCUGGAAGCAGGGCGAGGGGCUGGAGUCCUGGCCGGUCCACACAGCCCAGCCUGAAGAGGAGGCAGCAGCCCUCCCCGCCCCCUCUGACAAGGACGCGGGCGUUGCCUCGUUCCACACUUCCUACAUCAGCAGUGAGCACUGCUACCAGAAGACGACCGCGUACUACCCAGGAGCCCUGGCGGUGGAAACGCGCGGCUCCGAACUGGAGCACAGCCUCCGCCGCAGCGAGGAUCUGAUCUACGGAGGCUCCGCAGAGACAUACCCCGCCACCACCAAGACCCCAGCCCUGCACACAAACAAGGCAGAGGAGUUACUGUUCGAUGAGGAAAAGUGGAACAGAGGACAUCUGGAGACUUCAGAAGAAGCCGAUCCCACACACGCACACUCUGAAACGGACACAAGCACACAACCUGACACGCACACAAGCACACACAUUGACACAGACACAGCCCGUCCCACCCCCUGUGUGGCAGCAGUGGAGCGCGGGCAGCAGCAGCAGUGGCAGCUGAACCUGCUGGAUCACAUUCAGGCCGUCCAGAACCAGCUCACACACAGGAUGGACUUCAUAGAGAAGGAGCUGGAUGUGUUGGAGAGCUGGAUGGACCACACCGGAGAGCUGGAGCCUCCUGACCCUCUGGCCCGCCUCCCGCAGCUCAAGCAGCGAAUCAGACGGCUGCUGGCAGAUCUGGGCACGGUGCAGCGCAUCUCUCUGUGUUGCUCCUCCAGGGGGCGAGACUGAGCAAUGUUAUUGCCACAUAUCAUUUGUAAAACGGGUGUAGAGAUCCAGUAAUUGAGCUGAACUCCACAGGGGAACGGAGAGGGUCCCCUUCAGGCCUCCACUCCACCUGCGUUAGGAUAACAAUCUGAACUGUGGCCACUGUACAUUCCUCGUUCCUAUGCUCUUGGUUAGUAGCACUUAUUUAAAGCCAUAUUGGAGGAAGCCAGGAAGUGGACUGAUCCUCCACGCCACACAGACUGGAACCCCCAGUGAAUAUUAGCAUAAGCUUCAGUAUUCAUGGUUAUUAUUCAUACUUUAUAUUGCUGUAGAGUUUUGGAUGUGUAGAAUAUAGAUUUGAUGAAGACCAUGGUCUUCUUUAGUUUUGUAAGAAAUAUAGAUUUUUAUGGAUAUCACAUGUUGUUAAAGAGGCCUCAUAUAAUUAGAUAAUUGAUUGAUUGUCCUACUCAUAUUUGCAGUUAGACUUUUAUUGAAAUGCUUUUUACAGUUAUGAGUAACAACAAUUUGUAGGUUUAAGAUUAAGUCUUGAAACAAGAUAUUUGCCUCCCUAAAAUAAAUGUCAUACCAACAUUUUAAAUUACGUUUAGAUAUUUUGUUAUUGGCAGGUGUUUUGUUGUUUCCAAGUUAGCACAGAAACUGCCUCAGUCCCAGAUUAGGAAUGUACCAAUACAAACUUUUAGUAGGUUUUUCAAGGAUGUAAAAGCCACUGCUGCACAUAAGAAUAAAAGUAUUGUUAGCGAUAACUCCGAUUUCACAUUUAUACUGUACCUUGCAUAAUUUAAACAUGUAAGAUUUGUGCUAAAUAUUAGAAGUUUUGUGUAUUUUGUGUCCUUAUAUUUUUCAUGUUUUGUGUUUUUGCCAUGAGUAAUUUAUUUUUCUCGAAGUUUAAUUUGUCAUUGUGUAUCGUGGCAAUAGGUGUCAGAAGUCAAAUGGCGUGUCCGUAAGAGAUUAGCAGGACAGUCAGUGUUGUGUGCGUGUUGCUGUAUGUAUGGCAGGUGGGUAUAGCAGAUGGCCCAGUAUGUACAGGCACAGCAGUAGGCCUGUACCUUAUGGCCGAGUUGUGAUUGCCAUUCCACACCAAAACAAAGAUUUAGAGAUUUAUUGGACAUUCAUUUUAGUCUGGGUCGAACAAGUUCAACAGACUAGAUUGUUAUAUCUAACUAGUCCCUGUCCUUAUCGGUAUCUGUGCAUGUUAAGCAGGUCAUUAAUAGCCUUAUCUCAUCUAGCUACCCCCACCCCCCAAUCGUGAAAGAUUUACAGAACUGAUGUUUUGAAACAAUUUCAUUACAUAAAAAAUGUGACUCCAAA
This is a messenger RNA of Osmerus eperlanus (European smelt), 4961 nucleotides long. RefSeq names its product PHD finger protein 20-like. The record is from RefSeq and is a predicted model, not a curated record. The coding region runs from base 1023 to 3656 and encodes 877 amino acids. Gene Ontology annotation, cellular component: NSL complex; MLL1 complex; nucleus. NCBI's taxonomy places the organism in Eukaryota, Metazoa, Chordata, Actinopteri, Osmeriformes, Osmeridae. The transcript has 17 exons. Gene Ontology annotation, biological process: regulation of transcription by RNA polymerase II.